AUGAUAGGUACAGACUCCUAUCACAUUAUAAUUGAUCUACAAAACUCAGCAAGGGAUACUACGCCUAUUGAAAUCACAGAAAUUAACAACUCAAUUAUGGGGUUACCGUCACUAGAACCAAUCAAGGCAAAACUGAUCGGUAAUGGAGUAAUACGAUUAUUCAGGGAAUUUGAAGAUGAUGAUUCCGAUGAGGUGGUGUCUCCAGACAUCCAAUCAAAUCCAGGAGAUGAUACUAUGGUGGCGAUAAUUGCAGUACCGACAUAUUUUACAGCAACAGAUCUUCUUGGAUUCAUAGGUGAAAACUACAUGUCUAAUAUUUCCCAUAUAAGAAUAUUGAAAAGCGAUAAACCAAAUAGGUUUUUAGUAUUGAUCAAAUUUAGAGAUAUUGUGAAAGCAGCAGAAUUCCAGUACCAUUAUAACGGAAAGCCGUUCAAUUCAAUGGAACCAGAAACUUGUCACGUAGUGUAUGUGAAAUCUGUACAAUUGAAGAAUCCUACAAAUAAUGAAACAGCAGCAUCAGAAUCAAUGAUCCCGUUUUUGUUACAAGAUCCCUUUACGUCAUCGUCGGCUGUGGCAACAGAUAUUUCAUCCAAUUCAACAAUCGAAAAUGUAAAUUUGAUUGAACUACCUACUUGUCCCGUUUGUUUAGAAAGAAUGGAUGCGACAGUUACUGGAUUACUAACUAUUCCCUGUCAACAUACAUUCCAUUGUCAGUGUCUUACGAAAUGGAAAGAUGACACAUGUCCGGUGUGCAGAUACUCACAUAAUAUUGCCAAUGAAAGAGUACGUCGAUCCACCAACCUAUUUCAACAUUUAAAUAGAAGAGAAUCUUCUUCAACACCGCCAUCUCGACCUCCCACGAUGUUGCUUCAGCAAUCAGGAGAUGAAACUGGGGAAGUUUGUAUGGAAUGUGACCAGACUGACAAUUUAUGGAUUUGUUUAAUAUGUGGCAAUGUCGGAUGCGGUAGGUAUGCGCCAGCACAACAUUCAUUAAAACAUUUUAUUAAUACAGGACAUUGCUUUGCCAUGGAGAUCAACACUAGUAGAGUGUGGGAUUAUGCGGGCGACAAAUACGUUCAUCGGUUGGUUACUAAUGAAAGUGAUGGAAAAUUGGUUGAAUUGCCCGAUAAAGAAGAGAAAGAUGGUAAUAGUAGUUCCAGAAGUAACACCAAUGGAAAUUAUGAUAAAAUUGAUGAAGUGGGUUUUGAGUAUUCGCAAUUGUUAAUUAGUCAAUUGGCAAGUCAAAGAGAGUAUUAUGAAUCUUUGAUGAAUGAACAAAGAGCACCAAAAUCUCGACGUGGAUCUAGUAUUGUUAGAACUACAAGUAACAGCAAUAGCAAUCAAGAAGCAUUAACUGAAUUAGAAAUCAAAGUUGAAGAUUUAACUUCCAAAUUAACCGAUUUUACUGUUAAUCUAAUCCCGUCUUUAAAAGAAAAGAUUCAGGCAAAAGACGAGAAAUUGAAUAAAGUCAUGCGUGAAUUAAAUAUUGCUACCUCGCUUAAUGAUGCAUUAUCUAAGAAAAUUGAACAUUUGAGUAAAGUUACUGAAGAUCAUAAGAAAACUAUUGAUGCACUAACAGAUGAAAAUAAGGGUUUAAAUGAACAAGUUACCGAUUUGAUGUUUUUCUUGGAUAGUCAAGAAAAGUUCAAAAAUGAAUCUCAAGAAGUCAAGGACGGAACUAUCGUUAUUCAACAACCGACAUCAUCACUGACAUCUAGGAAAAAUCGAAGAAAAAGAAAAUAG
Molecule: messenger RNA, 1743 nt
Organism: Candida tropicalis MYA-3404
Lineage: Eukaryota; Fungi; Ascomycota; Pichiomycetes; Serinales; Debaryomycetaceae
Exons: 1
Coding region: 1-1743 (580 amino acids)
Biological process (GO): Ras protein signal transduction; protein ubiquitination
Cellular component (GO): cytoplasm
Molecular function (GO): ubiquitin protein ligase activity; zinc ion binding
Source: RefSeq, a predicted model, not a curated record